GCUCUCCUUCAAAUCGCUAUAAGACCCUAAACCAUCUGUCCUCUUCUACUCCUCUCCAUCAAUCUAUUUUCAUUCCUUCGGCCUAGUUUUUGACGAAACAGAAAGAAACCCAACAUUUUACCAGGAAAACCUGGAAAUGUUUUCGAUUAGAUCAAUCUUUAGACCACAACAACUAAGACCCUCUUCUCUUUUCUCAUUGCAUUCUUCCUAUUCAUCUUCUUCUUCUUCUUCUUCAGCUUCAGCUGCUGCAGUUCAGGCAGACAGAACUAUCAGAGAAGGUCCAAGAAAUGAUUGGAUCCGUCAAGAUAUCAAGGAUAUUUAUGACUCACCUCUUCUUGAUCUCCUUUUCCAUGGAGCACAAGUUCAUAGACAUGCUCAAAACUUUAGAGAAGUACAGCAGUGUACUCUUCUUUCUAUUAAGACUGGCGGAUGUAGUGAGGAUUGUUCGUAUUGUCCUCAAUCUUCACGAUAUAGCACUGGAGUUAAAGCUCAAAAGCUUAUGACCAAGGAGGAUGUUAUGGAGGCAGCCAAAAAGGCAAAAGAAGCUGGUAGCACACGUUUUUGUAUGGGUGCUGCAUGGAGGGACACAAUAGGAAGGAAGACCAAUUUUAACCAGAUCCUAGAUUACGUGAAAGAAAUAAGGGAUAUGGGCAUGGAAGUUUGCUGUACUCUAGGCAUGCUAGAGAAACAACAGGCUCAAGAACUCAAGAAAGCUGGUCUUACUGCUUAUAAUCAUAACCUUGACACCUCGAGAGAAUAUUACCCGAAUAUUAUCACAACAAGAACGUAUGAUGAACGCUUGAAAACCCUUGAAUAUGUCCGAGAAGCAGGAAUCAAUGUCUGCUCAG
Molecule: messenger RNA, 848 nt
Organism: Hevea brasiliensis (rubber tree)
Lineage: Eukaryota; Viridiplantae; Streptophyta; Magnoliopsida; Malpighiales; Euphorbiaceae
Product: biotin synthase, mitochondrial
Biological process (GO): biotin biosynthetic process
Cellular component (GO): mitochondrion
Molecular function (GO): 2 iron, 2 sulfur cluster binding; biotin synthase activity
Source: RefSeq, a predicted model, not a curated record